Conger conger (European conger) is the source of this 3651-nucleotide messenger RNA. RefSeq names its product calponin-1-like. The record is from RefSeq and is a predicted model, not a curated record. NCBI's taxonomy places the organism in Eukaryota, Metazoa, Chordata, Actinopteri, Anguilliformes, Congridae. The transcript is spliced from 7 exons. The coding region runs from base 159 to 1070 and encodes 303 amino acids. Gene Ontology annotation, biological process: actomyosin structure organization. Gene Ontology annotation, molecular function: actin binding.
UCCAAGUGAAGCGAAAAGGGGACAGGAACGUGACACAUAUGUACUAUCGUCAUCUUUGUCUUUUCCACAGCUGUUCGUAGGAAUUUACAUCGAUUUUCUGCUUUUCAGCCUGCGUUAUUGCUAGUUUAAUAAUCAAUUGUUAACGAUCAAAGAGCACAAUGACAACCCAUUUCAGUAGAGGACCUUCUUUUGGAAUGUCAGCAGAAGUCAAAAUCAAGCUGGCACAGAAGUAUGACCCCCGCAAGGAAGAGGAGCUGAGGCUGUGGAUCCAGGAAGUGACCGGCCGCAGGGUUGGUGACCCUUUCAUGGAGGGGCUAAAAGAUGGUGUCAUCCUGUGCGAAUUAAUUAACAAGCUUCAGCCCGGAUCUGUGAAAAAGAUCAGCAACUCCCCACAGAACUGGCACCAGUUAGAAAACAUCGGGAACUUCGUCAGAGCCAUCACGGAGUACGGACUGAAGCCUCAUGACAUCUUUGAAGCCAACGAUCUGUUCGAGAACAUGAACCACACCCAGGUCCAGAGCACCCUCAUCACCCUGGCUGGGAUGGCUAAGUCCAAAGGUUAUCACUGUAAAUAUGACAUUGGGGUGAAGUAUGCUGAGAAGCAGCAGCGGCAGUUCAACCCUUCGCAGCUGAAGGAGGGCCGCAACAUCAUUGGGCUGCAGAUGGGCACUAAUAAGUUUGCCAGUCAGAAAGGCAUGACCUCAUAUGGCACACGACGCCACCUGUACGAUCCAAAAGCGGGCAUGGACAAUCCCCUGGACCAAUCAACUAUCAGUCUACAGAUGGGCACCAACAAGGGAGCCAAUCAGGCCGGGAUGACAGCCCCGGGUACGAAGAGGCAGAUCUUCGAUAAGAAGCUGGACAUGGAGUCGUGCGACACGGCCACGGUCUCCCUGCAGAUGGGCACCAACAAGGUGGCGUCCCAGACGGGCAUGACGGUGUACGGCCUCCCGCGCCAGGUGUACGACAGCAAGUACUGCGUCAACCCCCACGAGCAGGCGGGCGGCGAGGACGCCGGCGAGGACCACGGCUACGGGAGCCAGCAGAACUACCACAACUACUCUGACUAACACCCGCGCCGCCCGCCCGCCCACCAUCGCCGGCUCUCCGGCCCCGUUACCGCCGCUGGGGUGGCCCGUACCUCUUCGUUUCAUUUCUAAAUUCGAGUAAUCAGAGCCUUUAAUUCCCUACAUUUUUCUUAUUCCAUCCUUCACCUCACUGGGGUGUGGAGGGGGUUAUGGGUAAGCCAGGGUUGUUGUUGUUGUUGUUUUUUUCUUCUUUAAAAAAAAAAAAUUCUUAUUUUAAUUAUUAUUAGAAUUUAAUUAUUUUUAAGGACUGAUGAGACAAAGUAUUUAUGACCCAUUCCAUAUAUAAACACAAUGUCAGGGUUGUUUGUUUUAUUGAACAGUAUUAUCAAUGUUUCAUCACCCCAAGAACAAACGGAGAAAAACCCUGGACUCUCCACCUGGAGAGAACAUCAAGAUGAAUUUGGUGAGGGAAUUGUUUUUUUUAUCUCCUUGAUCUGGACUGUGAAUUUCUCACUGUUCUGUACUGUUGACCUUUCACCCCUGAGGAAACCAGUAGCUGGAGCACAUAUCUGCAGACUUUAGGAAUCAGGAGAAUCCCACACGCUCAGUUUUCUGCCUGGGGAUGGCGGCUUACCUGUGUAAUGCUGUUCCCUUCCCUGCCGUUUUGAGCAGGGAAAGGCGUGAAUCCGGUAGAGAUCCUAUUACACUCACAGCUGUUGCAUGUGUAGUUUUAUUAGUCUUCUCACUCGUAGUGAUGUAGGCCAGUGCUUCUCCAACUCGGUCCUGGGGUCCUGCUGAGUGCUGCUUUUCAUUCCAACAUCGCAAUCCCAGCAUUUCAACAAGCUGUUAUUUUUUUAAUGAGGUUUUACAGGGAUUGUUUACCCUCUCAAGCCACAUCAUAUCAGAAAUGAUUAUGCAUGUAGGAUAAGCGUACCAGCAUACAUGGGGGGGGGGGUAAAGUUUGGGAAGCACAGGCCUACCUAUUACAUUAUUACAUGUUUUGUGUGUGCAAUAUCUUGUCUUGGAACAAUUUCAUAUUUAAUGCUUAUGAUUGAGUAUGAUUGAUCAGUGAAACAUCUUAACAAUGGGAUUGCAAUGCCACUGGAACUAUAUGAGCCACAGUUAUGUAUUUCUUGCCUAUGGAAUUAAUAUUUAGGUUGUGGCCCCCCCACCAUACAUGUGAGCGGAGUUAUCAGGGAAAAGCAUAUCCAUAAAGUAUAUAGUCGGGAUAUUGCCCAGUGGUAUAUGAAUUCAUGCAGUGCUAUUGGCUUUGCCACCUGGGGAUUUGCUGUUUAGUGCUGGUAGAUGUAAGCUUUUGUAGAUUUUUUUUUUGUAGAAAGAACAUUUCAAAAGGGUUUGCUAAUCUGACACGAGGAUAUAUCGUUUAUAAUGAAGUAUGAUUGACUAAAUAAUAAGAAAAAUAAUAAUACCAACCACCAUACUAAUACUUGGAAUAAUAACAAUAAGUGCAUAUGUAUGUAUUACAAUUCAUAUGUUUAUGACAUUAUUAUUAUUAUUAUUAUUAUUAUUAAGCUGUCUGACAGGUAAAAUUCCUGUGCAUUGUGAUGUUUAAGGUAGGAGCGAGUAAGUGUCUAACAGACUUGAAAUGGUGAAAAUCAUUUCAGUGGCAUCUGUCUGCUGUGUGAUAGGUAAAGAAAUGGUGUUUACAUACAAAUCACGAUACAAUACUGCUAAUGCCAUUUAGUCUGUACCAAGUAAUUUAUUACGUGUAUGUCCAUUACUUAAAGGAGAACUUUAAAAAAUGAAAUGAGAAGGUUUAUGAAAUGUAUGAAGUAUACUAUUUAUAUGUCUGACAGUUGAGACUUAACUCUUAUGCGGCCAGGUUUGACUAAUUAAGCCAGAUAGUCUUAUGCAGACCUGGGUCCAAUAUUUAUUUGAAAUAUACGGUACUUUAGUCCUUUAGACACCAACAUAAUCCCUGCAUAUUACAAUUCUAAAAUAAAGAUCUAUUUCAGUGAUAUUAAAAUUUAAAUUGAUGUUCGAAAACAAAAUUCUCCUAUUUUUUGUAUUGUAGAAUGUGGUUUUUUUUAAUCACAGAAAUCUGCAGGCGUGUUUAAUUGUGUUGGUGCUUGUUUCUCAAAUCCAUGUUUUACAGCUCUCUUCUGGGGAAAUGGCAGGGGAGGGGCACUUUUGAAUUGUAAUGCAUGUUGGUGUUUGAUUAAAAUCAUAAAACUAAUCAAAUUUCUAUUUUCUAUUUUUCAAAGUCCACAAACGUGAUUGAUCUUUUUAAGUUUGUAAGGAGAGCCGAUCGGAACCACGCGCAUACACUAAGAUGGAGUAAAUAACAGCCUUUAAUCAGAGUGAACGGAAACGGGUCAAUGUGCAGCACUCCGAGUAAUACAGGUUACGCAGAAUCGUAGUCAAGUCCAGCAGGCAGGGCUCAAGGUCCAAGCAAACCAGAGCAGUACGGAGAAGGCAGGGCAAAGUCCAGGAACAGGCAGAGGUUGGAACUGGGAGAUCAGUCAGUGGGACAGGAGAACAGGAGCAGGGCUUGGACAGAGACAGGUCAGGCAGGCAGGAGAGCUGGAGCAGGGUGGGAUGACACAGGACUGGAGAUAAGCACUCGGGACAGGUAAGGAGCAAGCACGAAUAAUGGACCAUA